UUUAUGAUUGUGAUAAUUUUUAUAAACAAUAUAUUUGAAAAUUAGUGUAAAAUACUGAAUGUGUUUUAUUUCGUUUCGAAAAAUAUUUAUAAAAGAAUCUUUGCUUAUUCUUUAUAUGUUUUUGGAAUUAAUUAAGAUUCGUUAAAAUAAUCGGAGAGUGCUUGGAAUGUUGGUGUAAAAAUAACCUUUUGUCUAAACAAACAUCACCCGUCAAUAUAAAGUUUGUGAGAAAUGACUGAAUUUUAAAUUUGUUAGAAAAUAUCAAAAAUUUUUUUUUAAAUUGAAUUAAGUUCUGCAAAAUGGAAAUAUAAUUAUUUUGCAUUAUUAUUUGUAAAUAUAUAAAGUUGUCGAUAUGAGUCACAAUGGGACUUCGAGCGGUGGUGACGAUUUGGGCAGCACAGAUGAAGUUAAAGUUUUCAAAGAUGAAGGCGAUCGCGAAGAUGAAAAAAACUCUUCUGAGAACUUGUACGAGGAAAAAUCAAGUCUUAUAGAUUUAACAGAAAGUGAAUUUGCAUCAUUCCAAAAGAAAAAUAAGUCUCAGUCAACUAAAUCAGAUAAUAGUACUCCGGUAUUCAGUAAAGUAGAACAAACAAGUCCAAACUUCAAUAUGGGAUAUUUGAUGCCACCUUAUGGUUCAUAUACUAAUGGAGCAUCAGUUGGCAAUAAAAUGGGUUUGCCACAAUUUUUUUGUCAUAGUAAUACGGACACAUCAUUAACAACGCCUCCUCCUGCUCAUUGCGGCAUUCCGCCGUAUCAAUUGGAUCCCAAAAUGAUUGGUUUAGCUGGAAGACCCUUUUUUGCUGCUAGUCCGUAUCCCUAUCCUAUUUUGAGUCCAGAAAUUUCUCCACCGCAACUUGGACCGUCCUGGCAUACACCGACGGUUUAUGCCACGGCAAAUUUUAAGAAUCCAUAUUCGGGUCCAGAUUUUCCAUUCAGAUUUUCUCCAAAUAUUUAUCAUAAUACAAGCAGUGCAGAAGGUCUGGUUAUAAAUACCCAUCAACAUCCAUCUUCAUCAAAUAAUGCUAGACAAGAAAAUUUAGCUAAUUUUAAUAACAAAUUUAAUAUGAAUCGAAAUGCACCGCAACAAGAAACUAAAGAUGUAAAUAAAAGUUCAAAUACAAAAGAAAUUCAAAACGCAAAAGAAACAGCUGAAAAGAAAAGAAUACAUAUAAAAAAACCGUUAAAUGCGUUUAUGUUGUACAUGAAAGAAAUGAGAGCGAAAGUCGUGAAUGAAUGUACUUUAAAAGAAUCUGCUGCCAUAAAUAAAAUUUUAGGUCAGAAAUGGCAUGAACUUAAUCGAGAAGAGCAAAGUAAAUAUUAUGAAAAAGCAAGGAGAGAACGUCAAUUGCAUAUGGAAUUAUAUCCCGGCUGGAGCGCCCGUGAUAAUUAUGGUUAUGUAUCGAAAAAGAAAAAACAUAAAAAGGAUAGACAGCCAGCUGAUUCGUUAGCCAACACAAUGAAAAAAUGUCGAGCAAGAUUCGGUUUAGAUCAGCAAAGCAAAUGGUGCAAGCCAUGUCGACGCAAGAAAAAAUGUAUCUUUUACACAGAGUCCCAAAAAAAUGAUAAUAACAAUGCUGAGGUAGAUGGAACUCGACAGAAAGGUGGUAACAAUAGCGAUACUUAUAACUUAGGAAGUUGCAGUAGUACAGAUGACAUAAAAACUCCCGAGGAUGAUGCUGAAUCUUUCAAUCAAUCUUUAUCAAGCCCUGGCGGUUUAAGUAAUUUAUCUUCUCUUCAAUCACCUGCUACAUCAAUUGCAUCACAUUCUAACCAAAUAACUAGUCCGGCCCCUCCAAGCAGCUGUCAAGGAGAAUUUAAUCAGCAGAUUCAUCAUCAGUUUCUGCAAAAUACUUUUCACCAAAAAGAUAUAAUGUCAGCAAAUAACAAUUUUAUGACUCAUUCACUGCCAAGGAAAAAUAUUGAGAACGAGCCUCAAUUAUUUGAUAAUAUUAUUAGUGCCAAUGAUAAAAAUAAUGAUUCUAAUAUUUUAGCGAAAGUAAAAGCGUGUAGUGAUAAUAUAAAUAACAGUUCUAGCAAUGCGAUUUUAGCCCCAAAAGAAACUUUGAAUAAUGAAGUCACGAGAGAACCAAAUUCACCCGUUGACGAUAAAUCAUUAAUUAGUAAAAUUUUACCGACGAUAACAUCUUUGAAAUCUCAAAAUGAAGUAAAAUCUUCAGCACCAAUUAAUGUUCAAGCAUGUAUAACCAAUAAUGUAAAGGAUACCAGUAAAAGCCAAAAUUUGUUGAGUUCUUCGCUAAAUUCACUUUCGUCUUUGGGAUCUUCUGUAUCUUCAACAAUGUCAUCCAUAAAGUCGUUCUCACCCAUUUUUGAAGAUUCUUAUGGAAAUGCUUCAACACCGAAAAGUGAUAAGACAAUAUCGAGUCCAUCAUCUAUAAUAAGGAAUCCUGUAGGAGCCAACCCUAGAGACAUAAAUAAUCCUUUAAAUAUAAAACAAUUAACAAAUCGUAAUGACAAUGCCCGAUGUUUUUCGCCAAAUCCUGCUGUUUCUUUAUCGAUUGUGCCACCGUCAGCUGGUCCGUCGAAUAUUGGAGCUGUUAAUUCUCAGGCUAUUUUUCCGUCGUCUACAAUGUCUUCUGAUAACUUUUCUACUUUUUCACAUCUUGAGACUUCUAUAAAUACAUUUAUGCGACAGCAUAAAUCUUUUUCUUCAAAUACGACAACCUCUCAAAAUAAUUUUCCACCAAUGAUAUCUGAACCAUCAGGGAUGGCAUUUUCACAACAUAUCCCACACAUGGGACAUUAUUUUAAUUCAAUGACUUCACAGUCAGAGUCAUUGUUGGCAGCUAAUCAAUUUGCCACAGAAAGUUUCAAAAAGCAAUCAUCCAGUAAUGUUGUUAAUUCUGAACAUAUACAUAAAUCCGUUGACAAUUCAUCAAAUGAAGCCACAGGAAAUAAAAGCGGCGCUAUAAGCGUAACGUGAACCAUUCGUUUAUCAAAUAAUACAUAUUGCUUUGAUUUCAAUGUGCCUUGUAAUAUUUUAAUUUUUCCUGUUGUGGAAACUCUACAAAAAUUGAUAUUUAAAAUAUGUUUUUAAUCCAAUAUGGAAAUAAAUAAAAUGAAGAGUGAUGUUGAUAUAUGUAUAUUCUUUACACAUAUACAUAUAUAUGUAAUUUAGCAUUACUAAAAAUAUUAUUUGUAAUCGGCAGGUUAAAAUUUUUUAUACCAAUGUUAUUAAUUUUAAUAUAUUUUUUCCGAUUGGUAAAUUUUUUGUGCAUCCAAUAAGAAUUUUAAACCAAGUAAAUUAAAAUUGUAAGCUUUAUUAUAGCUUAAGAUCCAAAUUGUAAAUAUUUUUAAGUUAAAUUUUAGGAAUUUUUAAAGGAAACAAUGCAAUAUUUUAUAUAUUAAAAAUCAGAGUUCUUCCGCGAACGUCGCUGGUAUAUUUAAUUGUAAAAUUAUUAAAAAAUUAGCGUAUUGAUUUACAAAACAUCAAUUAAAAUCAGAAAUUUUGAAUUAUAAUUAGUAAGUUUUUUUGAAAGUAAAUGUGCCUAAAAAAAAGACAUUCAAAAAGCACGCUGACUGAUUAAGUGCCUUAUGUAUACAUAACAUUUUUAAAAUACUUUUAUAAAAAAAUCUAAAAAUUAAUAUCAUAAGUAAUUUUUAAAAAUUAUCUAGUGUUUAUUUGCUCACAUAAUAUACUAUACAUAUAUAUUUUAGACGUGUAUAGUAUGUAUUAAUAUAUAUACAUAUAUAUAAAAUAUAUAUUAAAUAUAUUAAUUUUAAAGCGUUUAAGGGUGAGAAAAAGAUUUUUUGUACUAUUUAAGUAUUUCAAAUAAACUAAUUGUUUAUCUUAACCAUAUUUUAAAAAUAUCUAUAUACAAUUUAAAUUUAUUUAAUCUUACAUAUUUACUUAUUCUAUUUCUUGUUUAUUCUUAAUCAUAUUAAGUAAUACAUAAAUCUUUUAAAUAGAAGCGUAUUUAAUAACGUAAUCUUAAUUUUAAAAAAUUUUGCUCUAAAAAUGGUCAUAUUUAUUAUUAUAGCUCACUUAAUAGUGCAAUGUAUUAUACAAAAAAUUUUCACCCAUUCUUAUAAAAUUUUAACUCUAUUUUUUAUACGUAGUUUUUAAGCAUACAGAAAAGUGUCAUAAUAUCUUAGGAAUAAAAUAAAAAAAAAAAUAAAAAAGUAGUACCUUAAUUACACAUAUAAGAGUCCCAGUUGAUUCCGAAUGAUGGCAAAAACACAAAAGAUAAAUGUUGUUGAUCAACAAUGCAAUCAACAAUUAUUGUAAAAGUAAAAAUGAUUAAACACCUCAUAAAAUUGAGGUGUAAAUUUGAAUUAAGGUUAAGCAAAAAGUGAAGCCAACCAAAAGAAUCAUUAACCAUCUUAAUUAAGUGCCAUCAUGCAUAAACGUAAAAUAGUUUACACAUAAUGUCUAGGUUUAAAAAUAUAUAUAUAUUAAAAAAUAAAACAUAAUCAAUUCAAUAUAAAAUAAAAUAAAACAAUGAUAAUUUGCAAUUUGUAUUUCAAUUUAAAUUAAGUUAAAUGUAGCAAUCUUUAUCAUUUAUUUAAAGAUAAUUGAGAUCAGACUCUUUUUAAAAACAAGAACAGUAUCAAAAAUUAAUUUUAAUUCAUCUUAACCAUUUGUAGACUAUAUUAUCAUAUUGAAAAUGCGGCAAAAUUGCAUUUAAAAAUUGAUUUUUUUUAUAACAAUGUGUAAAAUAAUAUUAAAAAUUUUAAUUUGGGUAGGUAUAUUUCUAUGCAUAUUUAAUAACUUUUGUAGUUAAUUUUUUAUGUAUUAUAACAAAAAUUUUUAAAUAAUUGAGUCAUUAUACAAAUAUAUAAUAAUAAGAUAAGUAAUAAUAAGGUAAAAUUUAUUUAUCA
Molecule: messenger RNA, 4839 nt
Organism: Condylostylus longicornis
Lineage: Eukaryota; Metazoa; Arthropoda; Insecta; Diptera; Dolichopodidae
Product: protein pangolin, isoforms A/H/I/S-like
Exons: 2
Coding region: 353-2941 (862 amino acids)
Biological process (GO): regulation of transcription by RNA polymerase II; canonical Wnt signaling pathway
Cellular component (GO): beta-catenin-TCF complex
Molecular function (GO): RNA polymerase II cis-regulatory region sequence-specific DNA binding; DNA-binding transcription factor activity, RNA polymerase II-specific
Source: RefSeq, a predicted model, not a curated record